AAGGACAGUCUUCACUCUUUACUUUUUGAGCCAUUGCUUCUGUCUAUGGAUUCUUAAUUUUUUUAAAAGACUUAUUUUAUGUGGACGUGCCUAUCUGUGUAGUGCCCUCCGAUACCAGAAGAGGACUUUGGAUCCCUUGGAGAUAGAGUUGCAACAAGUUGUGAGUCACUCAGUAUGGUUGCUGGGAUCUGAACUGUUUCCCAGGAAUGACCAGCAAACAAACUCAACUACUGAGCCAUCUCUCCAGCCCCCCAAGAAAUAUUUUAAUGGUUAAGAUGAUGACGUAGAUAAGAGGGCAAUAGUGUAAGGUUGUAGCUAUUGGUUGUGUAUUAUCCCAACAGCACCCGAAAGGAAAACAGUGACGCAAAUCGAGACACAGAGUGAGGUCUCAGCUCCUGAUAGGUCUGUAGAAUGGGGCUGAGCUUGGUUUUUAAGAAGGUAAGCAUUUUUCUCUCUUGUCUGAAAAGAGCUCUCAUGUCUUCUCAUGCUUUGCAGAUACAAGAGAUCUUAUCGUGGGGUGCUCUUGAAGCAACACUACAUUAUGGACUGUCCCUUAGCAGCUGCCAGGAAAGGCGGCAGCCCCAGUGGGGCAGGAGCAGGAAGCCUUGCUUCCUGCUGCUGCCUCUAGUGGUCUCAAGAGCACUCUCUUUAGAGUCCUGUGCUCCGGUGAGGCUAGGGUUCUCAGCUACAGAAAGGAGUUUCAGGAUGAAUCAGUAUGAUGCAUAUUUGGAGUUUAUUACGAGAUUUUAUAGAUUUUAGCCUGAGAGUUAAUAGGAAAGAGGUGCUUAGGAGGAGAGCCACAGAUCAUGGGUGUGGAAUUCUCAAGAGAGUGGGUGCCAUUGAAGACUGGAAUAAAGAAAGCAUCAUGCCCUGCUGUGUCCUCCAGCUUGGAGACAUCAUCGAUGGCUACAAUGCACAGUAUAAAGUAUCGGAAAAGUCUCUAGAAGUUGUCAUGAACACAUUCAAAUUACUUAAAGCCCCAGUUCACCACACAUGGGGAAACCAUGAAUUCUAUAACUUCAGUAGAGACUUCUUAACAAACUCCAAACUUAACAGCAAGUUUCUAGAAGACCGAAUUGUGCAGCAUCCUGAGACCAUGCCAUCAGAGAACUAUUAUGCUUAUCACUUUGUACCGUUCCCUAAAUUCCGGUUCAUUUUACUUGAUGCUUAUGACCUGAGUGUCUUGGGCAUAGAUCAGUCUUCUCCAAAAUAUGAGCAGUGUAUGAAGAUGCUGAGGGAACACAACCCAAAUGUGGAGUUAAAUAGUCCCCAAGGACUUUCUGAGCCCCAGUAUGUCCAGUUUAAUGGAGGAUUCAGCCAAGAACAGCUGAACUGGUUGAAUGAAGUUCUUACGUUCUCUGACCUGAACGAGGAAAAGGUGGUGAUCGUGAGCCAUCUUCCCAUUUACCCAGAGGCCUCUGACAGCGUGUGCCUGGCUUGGAACUACGAGGACGCCCUGUCAAUCAUAUGGUCUCACAAAUGUGUGGUGUGUUUCCUUGCCGGUCACACACAUGACGGUGGUUACUCUGAGGACCCUUUUGGUGUGCACCACGUCAACCUUGAAGGAGUUAUUGAAACAGCUCCAGAUAGCCAGGCCUUCGGCACAGUUCACGUCUACCCUGACAAAAUGCUUCUGAAAGGGAGAGGCAGAGUUCCAGACAGAGUUAUGAACUACAGAAGGGAGUAGGCUUUGUGUUUGUAGUCUAUUAUCUUGCCUGUCUUUGUAGAAAGAGAAUGCUGCUGUUUUGUAUUUACUCGAUUGCAUAAAAAGUUAAAUUCUCACUGGGGGCGGGGUGGUGGUGGUGCAUGCCUUUAAUCCCAGCACUUGGGAGGCAGAGGCAGGCAGAUCUCUGAGUUUGAGGCCAGCCUGGUCUACAGAGUGAGUUCCAGGAUAGCCAGGGCUAUUAACACAGAGAAACCCUGUCUUGAAAACAAACAAACAAAAAAGGCUAGAUUCUCAGUUCCUUUCUUAAGUAUUCUGUUUGUGUACAAAGUGGAUUUGUGGCUUUCAGUAUGUGUGAGUGAAGAUGAAAUUCAGAAGUGUUGUUUUUAGAUAAUAUAUCCAAGCCCCAACAGCUAGACGUAAAGUAAACCAGGAAGGAGACUCAUGGGUAUAUAGUCUGAUAAGGGACUGUAUACAGCCUAAUUUGAAUUUCUUCUUUUUGUGCAAGGAAUAUGUGCACUUGUGUUAACUCUAGAACUUCAUACAUGAAAGCCCAGGCAAGUUUGCCUUGCUUCCCCGCUGUGUGGACCAUUUUAGUUUAGAACACCUAUACUUAGAUAAAGGUGACAUUCCUGUUCUGUGAAGAAAAACUGAGAAGUUAUUUCAGGUAAAAGCAUGGUGCUUCCAUCUCAGAAGGGCCUUCAGGGAAGUGCUAAGUGACACCAGGACCAAGUGCUGAGUGCUGGCUGGCCUGCUCUGUUUGAAAUACCCAGUACUCUGUGGGACCACACUAUAUAAAAUGGUUUAUUUUUUACUUCUUCUCUAGACAGAUGGAGCCCAUUUAACUCCACUUUUGCUUGUAUCAAAGCUUUAUCUGCAGAAAGUCUUGACAGCAAACAGACCAUUGAUGAAUAGAGUUUGAUUCAAGGCUGAAGAAUAGAAAUACUAGUCAAUGUAAGUACCUGUGAAGUGCUUACCGGAAAACAGCUACAUUGUCUGUGAAUGCACCAGUGAAUUCUUGGCAUAGGUGGUGACCACCACGUGUAUUUGUUCUCAGGUCAUCCUAAAGGUCAGGAUUCUGAAACCAUUUCAUCAGGCUGCAAACAAAGUGUUUGUUGGUGUAGCCACAUUUCAGUGGGAUGCUCUGGGUAGAGUCCUCUUUCUUACCUCUUCCAGCCUCUUCAGGUGCACUUGGGCAUUGCUUGACCCUCUGGGUAGUCUAAGCUCCUGUCCAUGUCAGGAUUCAGGAUUCUUUUUUUUUCUUUUCUUUUUUCUUUCUUCCUUUUUUUUUUUUUGUUUG
Arvicola amphibius (Eurasian water vole) is the source of this 2963-nucleotide messenger RNA. It is a transcript of the gene Adprm, whose product is annotated as ADP-ribose/CDP-alcohol diphosphatase, manganese dependent. Lineage: Eukaryota; Metazoa; Chordata; Mammalia; Rodentia; Cricetidae. Bases 716 to 1687 code for a protein of 323 amino acids. Gene Ontology annotation, molecular function: 2',3'-cyclic-nucleotide 2'-phosphodiesterase activity; CDP-glycerol diphosphatase activity; manganese ion binding. The record is from RefSeq and is a predicted model, not a curated record. The transcript is spliced from 4 exons.